Messenger RNA from Rattus rattus (black rat), 348 nucleotides. Lineage: Eukaryota; Metazoa; Chordata; Mammalia; Rodentia; Muridae. The record is from the annotation of a RefSeq genome assembly.
AUUAACCUGUUUAUUAUUAUUACAAUCAAUACCACCCUCUCUCUCAUUCUUGCUUCAAUCGCAUUCUGACUCCCCCAAAUAAAUCUUUAUUCCGAAAAAGCAAACCCAUAUGAAUGCGGGUUUGACCCAACAAGCUCUGCACGCCUCCCCUUUUCAAUAAAAUUCUUCCUAGUAGCUAUCACAUUCUUACUAUUCGACCUAGAAAUUGCCCUUCUACUCCCCCUUCCAUGAGCAAUUCAAACAGCUAACAUUGCCACAAUAACAGCAACUGCCUUUAUCUUAGUUACUAUCCUAGCUCUCGGCCUUAGCUACGAAUGAACACAAAAAGGACUAGAAUGAACAGAGUAA